Molecule: messenger RNA, 1458 nt
Organism: Trifolium pratense (red clover)
Lineage: Eukaryota; Viridiplantae; Streptophyta; Magnoliopsida; Fabales; Fabaceae
Product: probable trehalose-phosphate phosphatase J
Exons: 10
Coding region: 178-1311 (377 amino acids)
Biological process (GO): trehalose biosynthetic process
Molecular function (GO): trehalose-phosphatase activity
Source: RefSeq, a predicted model, not a curated record
GUGCCGUUGAAUUGAACCUUUUUUCUUUAUAAAUUGACCAUACUCAACCUCGUUUUUGAGCUACCCAAGUAACCAACUCUCUCAUUUCUUUUUUCUUUCUAUAAAUCCUUCGUUAGAUUCAUCAAACAAAAUAGUCACAAGUUCAUAUAUCUCUUAUUAUCUAUACUCUGUUUUUCUAUGAUGACGAAACAGAACAAUGUAGUAACACCUGAAAUUAACUCAUGUAUUAAUAAUCUCAUCUCUACCGUGGUUUUACCAACUGCAACAACUGUGCCAGAAUCUAUGGCUAUGCUUGGUGGGUUUUUGGAUUUUUCUCAUAAUAAUAAUAAUAACAAUAAUAAAUUUAUUAAGAGAUUUGAUGGUAGUAAAGUUAAUGCUUGGAUUGAUUCAAUGAGAGCUGCUUCUCCUACUCGUACUGUUAACAAAUCUUCAGAAAAUCAAGAAAAAUGUUCUUGGAUUCUUUAUCAUCCUUCAGCUUUGAAAUUGUUUGAUCAGAUUUUGUAUAGUGCAAAAGGAAAACAAGUUGUAGUUUUUCUUGACUAUGAUGGUACUCUUUCUCCCAUUGUUGCUGAUCCAGAUAAAGCUUUCAUGACUAGAAAGAUGAGAGGAACGCUUAAAGACAUUGCAAGAAAUUUUCCAACAGCCAUAGUGACAGGAAGGUGCAGAGACAAGGUGAUUAACUUUGUAAAAUUGGCAGAACUGUACUAUGCAGCAAGCCAUGGUAUGGAUAUAAUGGGACCAACUAAAAACCAAAUUGCUGCUGAGAAAACUAACAAAGCAGUGUUGUUCCAACCUGCAAGUCAAUUCCUACCAAUGAUUGAUGAGGUGUACAAAAUAUUGUUAGAAAAAACAAAAUCAGUCUCGGGAGCUAAGGUAGAGAACAACAAAUUUUGCUUGUCCGUGCACUUCCGUUGUGUUGACGAAAAGAGUUGGGCUCCAUUGGCGGAGAAAGUUAGAUUGGUGCUAAAUGAAUACCCAAAACUUAAGCUAACACAAGGAAGAAAAGUGUUGGAAAUUCGUCCCACCAUCAAAUGGGACAAAGGAAAAGCUCUUGAAUUCUUAUUGGAAUCAUUAGGAUAUGAGAAUUCUGAUGAUGUAUUCCCAAUCUAUAUUGGUGAUGAUCGUACUGAUGAGGAUGCAUUUAAGGUUUUGCGCAGAAGGGACCAAGGGGUUGGAAUUCUUGUUUCCAGUGUUCCAAAAGAAACAAACGCUUCCUACACACUUCAAGAUCCAUCAAAGGUUGAGCAUUUUUUGCGGCGAUUGGUGGAGUGGAAAAGAUCAAGUAGUAUUGUGAACCCCACGAGAGCAUAGAAUUGUAGCUAGAUUAAUUGUAGAUGAUGACCAGUUCAAGGAAUUGACACCACUUUAGCUAAAUAUAUACUGCUCAAACUGGUGGAUCGAUCCAAUUGUAUCAUGCACUUUCUUUUGGAAAUGGAAAAUAGUACCAUUGUUUCAUAA